This is a messenger RNA of Diprion similis, 2285 nucleotides long. It is a transcript of the gene Men, whose product is annotated as NADP-dependent malic enzyme-like. Gene Ontology annotation, cellular component: mitochondrion. The record is from RefSeq and is a predicted model, not a curated record. NCBI's taxonomy places the organism in Eukaryota, Metazoa, Arthropoda, Insecta, Hymenoptera, Diprionidae. The coding region runs from base 31 to 1950 and encodes 639 amino acids. Gene Ontology annotation, biological process: malate metabolic process; pyruvate metabolic process. The transcript has 8 exons. Gene Ontology annotation, molecular function: malate dehydrogenase (decarboxylating) (NADP+) activity; NAD binding; malate dehydrogenase (decarboxylating) (NAD+) activity.
CAAUUGAAUGAACUGCUUCGUACGCAUAAUAUGUCAAGAAACGUUUUAUCGCGGAUAAAUCAUUCGUGUAAAAUAUUCUCGCGUCGUUUCAACUAUAAUAUAUGCGAAUCUAAGGUAAUGGAAGAAUCUACCUGCGAUCGAAGUGAACGCGAACAGGAUAGUUGCAGGUUUGGAGCCAACAACCGAGCUGACAGUUCCUGUCGAAAAGCCAGGCCACACGAUUCUACGAUGUCGAGUCUUGAACGCGAUCAACUGGGGCAGCGGGGCCCAGGAGACGACGUCUGUGCCGGGUUGACCCGCGGCCUGGACCACGUCAAGAACCCCCAGCUGAACAAGGGAAUGGCUUUCACCAUUGAGGAGAGGCAAACUCUUGGCAUUCACGGAUUGCUACCUGCCGCCGUGAAGACUCAGGAGGAACAACUAGAACUGUGCCGUUUAAAUUUGGACCGAUACACCGACGAUCUGUCGAAGUACAUCUACCUCACUGGAUUGCUGGACCGAAACGAAAGACUUUUCUUCCGUCUCCUGGGGGAAAAUGUCGAAAAGAUGAUGCCCCUGGUCUACACUCCAACGGUCGGUCUUGCCUGCCAGAAAUUCGGACUGAUCUAUCGCAGACCCCGAGGUUUGUUCAUCAGCAUCCACGACAAGGGUCACGUUUACGACGUCAUCAAGAACUGGCCCGAGCACGAUGUUCGAGCGAUCGUUGUAACCGACGGCGAACGUAUCCUUGGCCUGGGUGAUCUUGGGGCCAACGGUAUGGGAAUCCCGAUUGGAAAAUUAUCGCUUUACACGGCCCUGGCUGGCAUAAAGCCUCACCAAUGUCUGCCAAUCACCCUGGAUGUCGGCACUAACACUCAGUUACUCCUGGAUGACCCGUUGUACAUUGGUCACAGACACAGGCGUGUCACGGGUCAAGAAUACGACGAAUUCAUCGAAGAGUUCAUGCAGGCGGUGGUGAAACGCUACGGCCAAAAUACUCUGAUACAAUUCGAAGAUUUUGGCAACUCGAACGCGUUCAAACUGUUAAACAAGUACCGGGAUAGCUACUGCACGUUCAACGACGAUAUUCAGGGCACAGCAUCCGUCGCAGUUGCUGGUCUUCUCGCUUCCUUGAGAGUUACAGGGACCAAACUUUCCGAGAACACAAUUGUCUUUCAAGGAGCUGGAGAGGCCGCUCUUGGUAUCGCUGGACUCUGCGUCAUGGCGAUGCAAAAAGAAGGUGUUAGCGUUGAAGAUGCAAAGAGCAAGAUCUGGAUGGUCGACUCGAAGGGUUUGAUUGUGAAAAAUCGUCCUGAGGGUGGUCUUACGGAGCACAAGCUGCACUAUGCUAGAAAUCACGCUCCGAUCAGGACCCUUGUUGAUGUGGUGAAGACCGCGCGACCUACGGUUCUCAUUGGUGCUGCAGCCAUCGGAGGUGCAUUCACAACUGAAAUACUGGAGGAGAUGGGAAGGAACAAUGAUAAGCCCGUAAUCUUCGCUCUCAGCAACCCCACGAGUAAAGCCGAGUGCACUGCGGAACAGGCUUACAUCGCUACCAAGGGCAAAUGCAUCUUUGCCAGCGGCUCACCCUUCCCUCCUGUGACUUAUGAGGGUAAGACUUUCCACCCUGGCCAAGGCAACAACAGCUACGUUUUCCCAGGAAUAGCUCUUGGGGUGGUGUGUGCUGGGAUGCGCAUCAUUCCUGAGGAAACAUUCCUGAUGGCUGCCGAUGCCCUCGCUGCAAUUGUCACAGAGGCAGACCUUGCCAGCGGUGGGUUGUACCCACCCCUCAACGAUAUUCGAGAGUGUUCGCUCAAGGUAGCAGUGAAAGUAAUGGAAUACGCCUACAAGUCUAAACUUGCGACGGUUCAUCCCGAGCCAAAAUCUUACGAGGACUUUAUCAAAGCACAGCUGUACGAUACGAAGUACAAACCGUCAAUACCUCCGACAUAUCCUUGGCCAGCUCAGUAGCGGGCAAAAAAUAAGGUGCCUAAUAAAUAUCGCGCAACGAAAAAAUACUGAUUUUACUUGAACACAACAAUUUUCAACGAUCACGCGCAUUUUUAUCGGUGUAUAUAAUGUUUACGUGUAUACUAUUUAGAUAUAAUUAAGACGAUUUCAAUUGGCAUAUUUUAUUUAGAGUUAAUUGAAUUGGUUUUUUGUAAAGUGAAAUUGUGGAUAAAUCGGAAAUUGUUAGGUACAAUACCUUACGGUAAUAAGCUCCUAAUGUUAAGUGGAGAAAAGAAUUCAUCUACUCAUGUAAAAUAGACUGUGUUUUUAAUCAAUAUAUUUUCUUUCUUAACUUU